GUUGGAAGAUUAUCUCACCCAGCCCUAGCUAUAUAAGCUGACCCGGGUGGAGGGGCUCAGCGGGGCUGCCUCAAGGGAUUCAUUCUACAGCAGAAGAACUUACAGAUGAACUGAACUUCAGGCUGACAUGAUGAUGCUGAAAGUAGAAGAGCUGGUCACAGGGAAGAAGAAUGGCAGUGGGGAUACCGGGGAAUUCCUUCCUGAGGAUUUCAGAGAUGGAGAGUAUGAAGCUGCUGUUACUUUAGAGAAGCAAGAGGACCUGAAAACACUUCCAGCCCACUCUGUGAGUCUGGGGGAGCAACAGCAGAAAAUCGAGAAACAGCGAGAGGCAGAGCUCAAGAAGAAAAAACUAGAACAAAGAUCAAAGCUUGAAAAUUUAGAAGACCUUGAGAUAAUCAUUCAACUGAAGAAAAGGAAAAAAUACAGGAAAACUAAAAUUCCAGUUGUGAAGGAACCUGAACCUGAAAUCAUUACGGAACCUGUGGAUGAGCCUAGGUUUCUGAAGGCUGCCCUGGAGAACAAACUGCCAGUAGUAGAAAAAUUCUUGUCAGACAAGAACAAUCCAGAUGUCUGUGAUGAGUAUAAAAGGACAGCUCUUCAUAGAGCAUGCUUAGAAGGACAUUUGGCAAUUGUGGAGAAGUUAAUGGAAGCUGGAGCCCAGAUUGAAUUCCGUGAUAUGCUCGAAUCCACAGCCAUCCACUGGGCAAGCCGUGGAGGAAACCUGGAUGUCUUAAAAUUGUUGCUGAAUAAAGGAGCAAAAAUCAGUGCUCGGGACAAGUUGCUCAGCACGGCGCUGCACGUGGCGGUGAGGACCGGCCACUGCGAGUGUGCGGAGCAUCUCAUCGCCUGUGAGGCCGACCUCAAUGCCAAAGACCGAGAAGGAGACACCCCCCUGCACGACGCCGUGAGACUGAAUCGUUACAAGAUGAUCAGACUCCUGAUUACCUAUGGCGCAGACCUCAACAUCAAGAACUGCGCUGGGAAGACCCCGAUGGAUCUGGUGCUGCACUGGCAGAAUGGAACCAAAGCAAUAUUUGACAGCCUCAGAGAGAACUCCUAUAAGACCUCCCGCAUGGCUACAUUCUGAGGGAAACAGCAACAUGCUUUUCACCAGCUGCUCUUCACCAGCAUUUUGAAGGCAUGGCCCCAAAGACAAGCGACUAUUCAUGAAAUCCAGCUUUUAUUGAUAGACCAGUUGUAAAGCUGCACUUAAUGAAGUUUUGUGAAAGCACAGGGAUAUAGGUAUUGUAAUUCCCCUUAGUGAGACACACUCUAUUUAUUUUUAUUUAUUCCUGUUAUUUAUUUAUUUACAUCGAUACCACUGAUAGACCUUUCAUGAUCAUCCACUUGGUGAGCAAAGCUUAAUCUGUUUAUAACACUUCAGAGCCUUCUCAUAAGUAGUUCUUAAACCACAGUAAUGAGCAGUGCUGUCAGUGCCUACUUACCUGUCCUCUUGUUCAUGGAAGAUACUUCAAGGUAUUUUUAAAAGACAAAGGUGAUUAUCGCAGCCCUCAUUUCUCCUGAAUUUUUAAUGCUGAAGUUUGAGGUAAUAGAAAGUAUGUAGUUGACAGGAAAGGGAACAGUAGAAUGAAAGUGAUUCUGUGAGAACAGGAAAGCCAGCCAUUUUAUGCCUGGGCCUGGUAUUUCUUACCAAGCCAGGAGCUGUACCGAGGUGAAGAGGAAGUGAUGAGUGUAAGUGGAGUGCAGUGGACAGAGUGGGCCACUGAGCCAUGCAGAACUGAACUUGCUCAAAAAAGUUGAAAGUAACUGCAAAUUGUAAAUGUGUAAAUGUAUAUUAUGUUGUAUGUAUAUUUUAUAUUCAUAAUAAAAGCAAAUUCUAAACCUCUAA
Molecule: messenger RNA, 1849 nt
Organism: Manis pentadactyla (Chinese pangolin)
Lineage: Eukaryota; Metazoa; Chordata; Mammalia; Pholidota; Manidae
Gene: ANKRD1
Product: ankyrin repeat domain 1
Exons: 9
Coding region: 128-1087 (319 amino acids)
Biological process (GO): regulation of transcription by RNA polymerase II
Cellular component (GO): nucleus
Molecular function (GO): RNA polymerase II-specific DNA-binding transcription factor binding
Source: RefSeq, a predicted model, not a curated record